This is a messenger RNA of Arabidopsis arenosa, 645 nucleotides long. Lineage: Eukaryota; Viridiplantae; Streptophyta; Magnoliopsida; Brassicales; Brassicaceae. The record is from the annotation of a GenBank genome assembly.
CAAACAAGAAAAAUAAUCAGAGAGAAAUGUCUUCUUCGAAUCCGUUUAAUUAUUUUCGUUCAUGGAUGGACCAGCCCAUGCGUGAUCCCGUGACGGAGUUACUUACGCCAGAGUAUGCACAAGGUCUUAAACAAUUCAUGGCAUAUGCAGCAAACCAACUGGUAACCAUCGAAUCAAAACAUAUGUAUUGUCCAUGUUGUAAAUGUCGAAAUUUCAGAGUUAUUCAUGUAUCGCAAGUUUGGAUGCACUUAUAUGGGGAAGGGUUUAUGCCGGGGUACAAAGUUUGGUUUAUGCAUGGAGAGGAUGAGUCAAUGGUGAAUUAUGGUAGUUGUAGCGAACAUUAUUCUGCUGAUAGGUUAGAAGAACCAACUGCGGAAGUAGAUGCAAAUGUAGGUACCGUUCAAAUGGUGAAUGAUGCUUUUCGUGAAAAUGUACACUCGUUUGAUGGGGAUAGUGAUAGAGUCGAGGAACCUAAUUAAGAAGCACGAAAGUUUUUUUAUAUGUUAGAUGCAGCUAAGAAUCCGUUAUAUAGAGGAUGUAAAAAGGGUCAUUCACCUUUAUCUGCUGCAACCAAGUUGAUGGGUAUCAAGACGGAUUAUAAUUUGUCCGAGGAUUGUAUGGAUGCGAUUACUGAUUUUGUCAAAG